CGGGGCGGCAGUGACGGGGGGGCUUUGCUUUAUGCCGUCGCCUCAUCAUCUGUAAGGGGGAACAAUAAACAGCGUCUGAUGAAAGCAAGUGUCUGUUUUGGUGGGGGGGAUCUGCCAUCCGAAACCGACCGGCUCUGUCUGCGUGAAAUAGGGAAUGAACGACGAGACAGCAUCGGACAGCUGGAAGAGAAACUCCGGGUGCUCCAGUAUUGAGCAAAUGCUGGCUGUGAAUCCCGGAAAGACGCCCAUCAGUCUGCUGCAGGAGUAUGGAACGCGGAUAGGCAAGACCCCAGUGUAUGACCUGCUGAAGGCCGAGGGACAGGCCCACCAGCCCAACUUCACGUUCCGCGUCUCCGUUGGAGAGAUCAGCUGCACCGGCCAGGGGCCCAGCAAGAAGGCAGCCAAGCACAAAGCAGCUGAGGCUGCUCUGAAGAUGCUAAAGGGAGGCCUCGGAGGUCCUGCUGGAGUUGGUAUUGGAGUAGACGGGUUUAUUGGGGUUGAUGUGUCUACUGAUGCAGAUGGUGCCCAGUCAGAGAUGAAGACCACAGGCACUUCACAGCAGUCUGAAUGCAACCCUGUAGGGGCUCUGCAGGAGCUGGUGGUGCAGAAAGGAUGGCGUUUGCCAGAGUACACGGUCACUCAAGAGUCUGGUCCAGCACAUCGCAAAGAGUUCACCAUGACCUGCAGAGUGGAGAGAUUUGUAGAAAUCGGAAGUGGUACAUCUAAGAAGCUAGCCAAGAGAAACGCAGCAGCUAAGAUGUUGUCACGCAUACAUGAUGUCCCCGUAGAUAUGAGGACCAGCAAUGAUCCUGAUGCCGAAGAUGAUACAUUUACUAUGAACAUGGGCAGCAGAGCGGAGUCGGGUAAAAGUAAAGGCUUCAGCUGCACGUGGGAUUCUCUGCGUAACUCUGCCGGUGAGAAGAUCCUCCAACUCCGCAGCCACCCUCUGGGCAUGCCCUCUGAUUCCAACUUCUGCUCUUUGCUGAGUGAACUGUCUCUGGAGCAGCGCUUUGAUGUCAGCUACCUGGACCUUGAGGAGCGCAGUCUCAGCGGCCUGUGUCAGUGUCUCGUGGAGCUCUCCACGCAGCCAAUCACCGUGUGUCACGGCUUCGCCCCAAACAUAGAUGGUGCCCGAGCCAACGCAGCCCACAAUGCACUGCAGUACCUCAAAAUCAUGGCAGGAGGGAAAUGACGAGCGUGUCAGCCCCCCUCCCUCACAGACUUGAACUCACCACUACAAAAUGCCAUCAUAAAUUUCUACUUUGGAUGACGGAGGCACUUUUGUGAUGAACUCAAAUAACAUGAAUUACCUCAAAUUUAGAAAUGAAGACUCUUUAUGCCCCAAGAUUUUUUAAAAGUCCUAUUGAUGAUGCCAAUGAAGAUUUAGUUGCCCCCCCCCAAAAAAAUCACUUGACAUUUACAAUAUUUAUCACUAAUUAUGUAUUUUUACUUUUUUAUAUCACCCUAGUUGUUUUCAUCUGAAUUUAUAAAUGGUGCUAUCGUGGUAAACUAUACGUUGCAAAUUACUUGAGAUAAAAUUCUGAUGCCGUGAAAUGACCAGGGCGUGAAAGGGGUCUGAAGAAAAUGGAGUGGAGUCAUCCGUUCACUGCUGCUUUGUUAAAUCCCUGUUUUCAUGCACGGACCUAAAAGAGCCCAGACUUGAAGAAAAAUUAAGAAAAAGAGACUGCUGAGUUAUUGUCAUAGGACAAUCAUCUUGAAGAUUAACCAUUUUACACACAAGUGUUAAAAAAUGUUGGUUUUAGUAUGAAAAUAGCCCCCCUGUCACAUGCUAGUUCUUUGUUUGGGUCUGUUAGAUUAGGUUUAUAUGAUUUAAUGUUUAAUAAACACAUUAUUUGUGGCUACAC
Molecule: messenger RNA, 1865 nt
Organism: Maylandia zebra (zebra mbuna)
Lineage: Eukaryota; Metazoa; Chordata; Actinopteri; Cichliformes; Cichlidae
Gene: tarbp2
Product: TAR (HIV) RNA binding protein 2
Biological process (GO): regulation of siRNA processing; regulation of viral transcription; siRNA processing
Cellular component (GO): RISC-loading complex; RISC complex; cytoplasm
Molecular function (GO): siRNA binding; pre-miRNA binding; double-stranded RNA binding
Source: RefSeq, a predicted model, not a curated record